UGCCCAGUGUAGACCAUGGCUCGGUGUCACACUGACUGUCUGGAGAAACCUCUCUGUAAAGUUUUCGGGAAGUUGGGAGCCCUCGUUGGGCGAUAUCCAUGGUGGUUUUUGGUGAUUCCUCUGAUCAUUUCUGCAGCUCUAGGCGCAGGGUUUUAUUUCUUUGAGCAAAAUGAAACGAAUGACAUAGAGGAGCAGUUCACUCCUAUUCACGGUCAGGCAAAGUCUGAGAGAGAGUUUAUUAUGAAACACUUUCCAACUCAUGAUUCUCUGCCCUUCUCGGCGCCGAGGCUCUACACAGAGGGGACCUUUGCUUCUUUCAUCGCUGUUGCUAAAGGUGGCAGCGUCCUCACAGAGGCAGCAUUUAAAGAGAUUCUGCGGCUCGAUGGGGAAGUUAAAGGGUUUGUUGUUGAUAAGAAUAACUAUUCCAGUCUUUGUGCCAAAGCAGGAGAUUCCUGCUUCUCCAAUGUAAUGUUAGACUGUAUACAGUACGAUGCUGGUCAAGUGGAGAGCUUUAAAUUUACUUAUCCCGUCCAGAAUAGCACAGAAUGUAGUGGUUUCAUUGGUUUGUCUGUGGGGGGAGUGAAGUUAGAGGGAAAUUAUAUUAAAACAGCUUCUGCCGUUAGACUUGAUUAUUAUUUACGAGAUAACAACGCACCAAAAAAUGAGCGGUGGCUGACGAAGUUUAUUGAUGAAAUUCCGAAACGCUCAACAGUGCUGAAAAAUAUUCAGGUUUCGUAUUACACUUCCGUAUCAAGACAGACAGAGUUUGAAGGAAGCAGCAAAGAAAUCGUACCACUAUUUUCAAUCACCUAUUUCCUUUCAAUAUUCUUUUCCAUUGUGUCUUGUAUGAGGUUGGACCCUGUAAGGAAUAAGUUCUGGGUGGCUGCUCUGGGAGUGAUAUCAGCUGGAUUAGCUGUGCUCACAGGCUUUGGACUGCUGCUGUUUUGUGGGGUUUCGUUUGCCAUCAACACAGCUAAUGCACCAUUCCUCAUUCUAGGUAUUGGUGUUGAUGACAUGUUCAUUAUGCUCUCCAGUUGGCAGAAGACAAAGGUUCAUGCUAAAAUCGAAGAUCGCAUGGCAGCCACAUAUGCUGAAGCUGCUUCUUCCAUUACCAUAACGACUCUGACUGAUGUGAUAGCCUUUUACAUUGGUGUCAUGACACCUUUUCGAUCUGUGCAGUCAUUUUGCUUGUAUACAGGUACUACCGUUUUGUUCUGCUUCAUUUACAACAUUACGUUUUUUGGGGCGGUUCUGGCACUGAAUGGGAGAAGAGAAAACAGUAACAGGCAUUGGCUGACUUUCAGGAAGAUUCAAAUGCACCAUCAACCAGGAGAAUCGAAAUUCUAUGGAAUGUGCUGUGUUGGUGGGGAGUAUGAUGAGAUGUCCGGUGCUGAAACAGAGCAUCCAAUUUAUCUCUUCUUUAAGAAAUAUUAUGGCCCAUUCCUCACUAUUAUAUGGACCAAGGUAUUUGUGGUACUGCUGUAUGCAGGGUAUUUGGCAGGUGGUAUCUAUGGCUGUUUCCAGUUACAGGAAGGAUUUGAUCUUAGAAAUCUGGCCACUGACAAUUCAUAUGUGAUUAAAUUCUAUGACCAUGAAGAUAUGUUUUUCUCACAAUAUGGACCUCGGGUCAUGGUAUCAGUCUCAGAAUCAGUGGACUAUUGGAACACCAGUGUUCAGACUGAAAUUGAACGCUGUAUGGGCAAAUUUGAAAAUAACAUUUAUGUAGAUAGAGAGCUAUCAGAGUCUUGGCUUCGAACAUACAUUGACAUUUCUAAACUGAUGUCUAUUGACAUAACGGCGUCUGAUUCCUUCAUAACAAAUUUACCUAAAUUGUUUAAGAUUGUCCCUUUGUUUCAACAAGAUAUUGAACUCUCACAAGAUAAUAAAAGCAUAACAGCAUCACGGUUUUUUAUUCAGACCAAAAAUGUCAAUGACUCAAUUGCCGAAAAAAACAUGAUGACUGAACUGAGAGAUCUGGCCGAGAGCUGUACAAUCCCUUUACAAGUGUAUCAUUCAGCGUUCAUUUACUUUGAUCAAUAUCUUGUUAUACAGAUCAACACAAUACAGAAUGUGGCUGUGGCAGCAGGUGCAAUGCUGGUUGUUGCCUUGUUGUUAAUUCCGAAUCCAAUUUGUUCUGUGUGGGUGACAUUAGCUGUCGCCUCUAUUUUAGCUGGUGUGGCUGGUUUCAUGGCUCUGUGGGAUGUUAAUCUGGACUCCAUAUCUAUGAUUAAUCUGGUUAUUUGUAUUGGGUUUUCAGUUGACUUCACAGCCCAUAUUUCCUAUGCAUUUGUUUCAAAUGAGAAAGCAAGUGCCAAUGAACGUACCAUCGAAGCAUUGUACACUCUUGGCUAUCCCAUUAUCCAGGGGGCGCUCUCCACUAUUCUGGGUGUUGUUGUGUUGGCUGCUGCAAACAUUUACAUAUUUCGGACAUUUUUCAAAAUCAUGUUUCUUGUCAUAUUGUUUGGUGCAAUUCAUGGCCUCGUAUUUAUGCCGGUGUUUCUGACAUUUUUUGGAAUGAGCAGCAAGCGAAAAGUUGACAAAAUAAAUCCAUCACCAAAUGGAAUGGCAAGUUGUAUAAUUGUGAGUCAGAGAAGCUAUGAGCUUCAGAUACCAAAUAAUUUUCCCGUAGCUACUCCAUAUCAGAUUAAAAUCCGAGAGCUCAUGGCAGCUGGUAUGAUUGAUCCAGAUUGUUUCUAGUAAUAACUUUGACUUUUUUUUAGUAUUUUAUAUUUUUUGAAAUACAUAAUACUACUAUCAUUUUUAGACCAUAAUCUUGAGAAAAUCAAUGUGACAUAGAAAUAAUUUUGUGCAUGAAUUAGCACUAAAUUCCCCCGCACAAUAUUUUCUAAAUAUUGUCAUUUUUUUCUACCCAGCAGGAGUGAAAUCUGUGCCAUUUCAUAACAUUUUCCUUAUGUUGCUGUUUCUGCUUAUCGGUUGUUGCUUGAGGCAUAUCAUUGAUUAAAACAAAUACAGGAAACCAACUUCUUUUAGUGAUGUGCAGAGUUGAAAUGCCACUUUUAAUCCUGGGAAAUAGACUUUACAAUCAGGGAGCUCAUUCAAGUUUUAAUGUCUUCAGACAAUCGACUGCAUUAGUUCUGGAAUCAAUGUUAGAGGCAGAAGCUAGAGAUGGGUGUCACCUGCACACGUGUGGAACUUCAAAUCUACAGAUGGUUUCACUGAGUGAGAGUAUGUAAAUGAUGAAAAGGGGAUGAUCCAGGAUAGAGCCCGAAGAAACGUUGCAUGUAACUGUGAGGGGUUUGGAGAAGAAGCCAUUGGAAUACAAAAUUGUAAAAUAAGGAAAGGACAGAUCCGUGGAAGAAGGAGACACUGUGGAGAAGAAUGGAAUGGUCAAUGACAUCAAAGGCGGCAGUAAGGUCAAUAACAAGGAAGCAAAGGGAGCCUUGUUCACAGGUGGAUCAAAUAUCAUCGGUGACCUUAACCAGGGCAGUCCAAAUGCUAUGGGUAGAGUGAAAGCCUGUUUGGAGGGAUUCAAAGAGAGAAUAGUCAGAAAAGGAAAGAGCAAAAUUGGGAAGCAAGGACUCAUUCCAACACCUUUGACAGGAAGGGUAGGUUGGAAAUGGGUGAGUAGCAGGAGAGUAUGGAACGGUCAAAUGAGGAUUUCUUCAGAAGGGGAUUGAUGACAGUGGUUUUGAAAGGAGGUGCACUGUGCAAGUGGAGACAUUGAUGAUGUUAACUAGCAAAGACAUGAGAUGGGAAAGUUGUGUAACCAAGGAUGGUGUGAGAUGGGAUCAAGAGAGCAGGUGGUGGAUUCCAUGUGAGAGAUGAUGAGGGGAAGGAUGAGGAAGGAGAGGGACAAGGAUGGAGAGGAUGAGCGAGAGACCAGGUGUAACGUGUGGAAGCAAAGGUUAGGAGGAAGGGAGUUGCAGACGCAGCCAAGCAAAUCCACUCAAUCUUUUAACCAAUGAAGUCCAUCACUUCCUCACAUUUGGAGUUGGAGAGGAGGAUGGAGGGAGCACAUGAGGGUGAGUGGAGGAUGUGGUUGGUGGUGGCUUCCAGGAUGAUCUUGGAGUAGAAAACCAAUUUGGUUGAGGCGAGGGCACAGCAGUAGACUUUGGUGUGGUCCAGCCAAAUCUAGCAAAGGACUGUCAGGUCAGAUUUAAAGCGCUACAUGAGUGCUGGACUGAGGGAACCGAGGUGCUCGCUAUACCAGGGAGACUUGAAGGGUUAAGAGGCAUUUCUGGAUCUGGAGGUAAGAGCUUGAGAAUGGCAGAGUUGUGCAGAAGAUCAAUGAAGCAGACUUGCCCGAUGAUGAGGCAUGCAACAUUAGGGCUGCCCUAUAAUAGCAGGUCUACCUAUACAGGAUGAUGUCUUGAAGAGCUUUAUAAAGAGGAACACUGAGCAGGAAGGAGAGGAUCCUUUACACAUUUUUUGGGGGGGUCAGUCAGAUGCCCGAGUCGUGUAAACCCAUUGCCAUGCUUAAGAUCAUCCAAACCAGACAUAGACUUCCACAUAAACAUGUCACAUACCCAGAGACAUUUCUGUUUGUCUAAAAUGGAACACACCCUGCUUAUGUCUCGAAGAGAUGAAAAGUGAUACAUCAAAUGCAAGGAUUACUAUUAUUAUAUACCAAAUUCCGUAAAAUAUCAAGUGGAGGUUGGCAAGAGGUUUCAGGAUGUCCUCCCAAUGUGCAAGGUGCUUUUAUUAUAUAANUUUUUAAUAUAUAAAUGCUGUUGUUGGGGAUCCCAUAAAGUGCUUCCAGAAGAUCACAGAAUCCCAGGUUACUCUAGAAAGUUAACUUGGUCAAACUGCACAGCUUAUCAUUGCACACUGAUUGUCAAACUUCUCGCUAUAUCGCCUGUAUGUUCACAUAGAACCAUCCCACUUUUUGGAGUUUGGGCUUGCAGAUGAGUGGAAAGAAAUCCUACCCCCAGUGACUAGUCUGACUUUCCACAUCCUACUGGCAAGCCAGACUGGAUAGUCUGUCAUCAACUGUGCUACAGAGUACCUUGACCCCACCUAGCUAAGUAACCAGACUACCAAGACUGUCACACAGGGAAAAACUCAAUUCCAAUUUUCCUACCACAUUAUUUUGCAGACAGAUGAGGCCCAAUGAGACCCUGAUCACCCACCCCACCAGGACAGUCACUGGUUGAUCAUUCAUCAUGCAGGAUGGCUUUAGUUUUAUUAACAUAAAGUGUUUUUCUACUUUGUUCCAAUCUUUAGCACUGUGUUAAUGAUUUGCUUAUUGUAGAUUAGUUGGUUUCAUAUUUUACAUUGUCAUUUAAUUUAAAUUUGUAAUUUAAAAAGUAUAAAUAAAAUACUUUGAUCAUG
Callorhinchus milii (elephant shark) is the source of this 5292-nucleotide messenger RNA. RefSeq names its product patched domain-containing protein 3-like. The coding region runs from base 16 to 2697 and encodes 893 amino acids. Gene Ontology annotation, cellular component: membrane. The record is from RefSeq and is a predicted model, not a curated record. NCBI's taxonomy places the organism in Eukaryota, Metazoa, Chordata, Chondrichthyes, Chimaeriformes, Callorhinchidae. The transcript has 4 exons.